Messenger RNA from Esox lucius (northern pike), 6795 nucleotides. RefSeq names its product FAM131 domain-containing protein (gene fam131ab). NCBI's taxonomy places the organism in Eukaryota, Metazoa, Chordata, Actinopteri, Esociformes, Esocidae. The transcript is spliced from 5 exons. The record is from RefSeq and is a predicted model, not a curated record. Bases 525 to 1532 code for a protein of 335 amino acids.
ACUAGCCAAGGUGGAACCACAAUAAUAGUAGAUCUGUACAGAGACCGCAGGGCACCUCGUCCUAGUGUGUGGAACUUCCCGGAGUGUGACAAAGAGUGGGAAAACCCCCACCAGUAGAGCGCGUAGCCAAUGCUGCUGUCGCCUGGAUGCCCAAGCAAACGUGCGCUGUCCAGUCGUGGUGGUUCUGAAACGCCGGCAUCUCUCCUUCCUUCUGUGACGUAGUGAGAGAGGAAUUCGUUGAGACUACAGAUGGAUAAAUUGGCGUACUUCGGAUAUUAAUAUUGUAAUGAAUCAGCACGAAGAAUAUAUAGAAGCCAUACAGAAAAAUACAGUCCUCAAACAUUCAAGCGUCAACAAAUAGCAAGUGAAAACAAGGACGAAGUAUUUGGAGUUUUGCCCACCCUCGGCGUCACUACAGCGGUGUGAGCAGCAAGCCGUAUCCUUGCAGAACCCUGAAAAGACUCCAGGGAGAGAAGAGAGAGAGACUUCAGAUCUGUGAGGUAAAUGUUGAGGACACCGUUGAAAUGUUACCAAAAGCGAGAAGAGCGCUUACCAUUCAAGAGAUUGCGGCAUUAGCCAGAUCUUCAUUACAUGGUAUUUCCCAGGCAAUGAAGGAUCAUGUAACACGGCCCACAGGCAUGGCCCAGGGAAGAGUGGCCCAUCUGAUAGAGUGGAAGGGCUGGUGUAAGCCUACUGACACCCCCGCCGCACUGGAGUCUGACUUCAACAACUACUCGGACCUCACAGAGGGCGAACAAGAGGCACGCUUUGCUGCCGGUGUGGCAGAGCAGUUUGCCAUAGCGGAAGCUAAGCUGAGAGCCUGGUCGUCUGUGGAUGGAGACGACUCGAAUGAUGACUCAUAUGAUGAGGACUUUAUUCCCGCCAACGAGCCCACUACACAGAGCACAGAGGUGCCCCUCUACCUGCGGGACCUCAUCCACAGUCAGGUGUGUCAGCACCUGUGUCUGCGGGCGCCUUGCUGCGACGGCGGGGGAGGAGGAGAAAGAGGAGAAGGAGGAGGAGGAGGAGGAGAGAGGCCUUCCCCCGGCUCCACGGACACUCUCUGCUCCAGCCUCUGCAGCCUAGACGAGCAGCACCCCUUAUUGCGAGACUUCCCACAUCGCUGCGCCAAUGGCCGUCACCACGGCGACACCGCGGAGCUGGCUGCCAAGAUCUUCUCCGCCCUGCAGGGGGGGGAGGAUCUGCUGCUGUCCCGCCUCCAGAGGCUGGGCCAGGGGAUGGGAGGGGGCAGAGGGGACUUCCACAGCCUGGGGAGCGGGAGGGGCCGGCCCGGCGGGGAGGUGUCGCCCUGCUAUUCCACGUCCUACUCUGAGACGUACCUGUCACCCGGGGAGGACGACGACGCACCCUGCAAAGACUACGAGGGCACCGGGUGCCGGGUUGAGGGCGAGGGUUAUCCGCCUGACUAUUCUACCCACAGGAAGAUCUCAGAUGUGGCCUCCUCCGGGGUGGUGUCUCUGGACGAAGACGAGGAGGAAGAGGAAGGGAGGGAGAGAGAGCAGGAAAACUAACCACUCCCAUGUCAUUUCCGUUUGGUUUGAUCCAUUGUCCCCCUCCCUCGGUCUCUCCAUCCAUCCCAUGGCCUAGGACACAUCCGCAUGAUUUUCCAUGUCUUGAUUUCAUCUUGCUGCAGUGUAACUCCUCCCUCCGGGCCUUAUCGCAACUCCUCCCCCUGCCUGCCCCUCCUCCCCGUUUGAUAUGUAUCAAUAUAUUUUUGUCUUGAGGCGUCCAAACAAUCUUUUCUAUCAGUGGUGAAGCAAGAGUGCUGGAUAACUGUAGCUGUCACAGCCUUCAGUAAGGAGCCAGCGGAUUGGUCUGUGGGUGCUCCGCCCACCUGGAACAGGAAAGGGAGAGACCGGCAGAAAACAAGAUGGGGACACAACUGACAGGAAGAGACUGAAUCUGAAAUAUCUCUGCAUGUGUUUGCAAGUGCUGAACUGAACUUGUGCGCUGACCUGGUCUUGAGCACGUCGGUUUUGUAGUUAGGGCUGUUCUGUAUUAAUCCGCCCCUUUCCCCCAAACCAGAUACAAUGUGUCCUACUGUUGGAUGGGUUCCACUGCAUCCUGAAACCUGAAACUCUUCCCUUCCUUUGCAAGAGACAUUAGCAUCCUUCUGGGCAUGGCUUGCUGAGUAUGCCAAACUACCGUAUGUAACCUGUCACCAACAGUUAUGAGCAAAAUGCUGGAAUGUCUUAAAAGUGACAGGAAAUAUGUAUUUUAAAAAUGAAAAAAAAAAAGAUUUGUCACAAAUGAUUAUGACAGAAAAGAUAUGCUUUUAUUGUAAUAGUUUUCUAUCAUUCAACAUGUUGUUGUUAUUAUAAUUCUGAAUAUCAUGAUGACUGACUGUCAUAAUGACAUAUAUUAGCUACCAGAUGUAUUGUUUUUGGUUCUUUGAAUUCCUGUAUGGAUUACUUAAGACCGAUGUUUGUCUUAAAAAAGUAAGCGAAGGUAAAAAAAAACUAACAAUAGAAUGUUCGAGAAGUGAUGCUUUGGUGAAAGAGACGCUUUUUGAUUGGGAAAUUGUUGUACAAAGACAGAAACCUAGUUUUCAGUGUGGAGGUGUAGAGAUUGAAGCAUUGGAGAUUUUCUAUAUUUUUGUAUGCGUUGUCUUGCUUUAAUCUUUGCCUAUGCGGCGUACCAGUGUAUGUGGUUUUGCACGAAGCUAAUGUGGCUGUAGAUUUCUCCUUUCUUUGUUAUCACUGUGUGAUAUAGUGUAUUGGGAAAAAAAAUACAAAUGUGAACAAAAAUUGUUACUUUUAUUUUGAAAGAGGAUACUGUGAUACGUUUGUUAUUGUCAUUGGUAUGAUCUUGUUGUAAACUUUUCCUUAUUUGGUUUUAUUCUGUUAUUCUUUUUCUUUUUGUCUCAGUGGCUCCUAAAGCUGCUAAUUCUACAUUUCCUCUCGUUCCAUUUAGAUCAAGAUGUCAGGUAAAGGGUAUUUUGUUUAACACAUAGAAAUAAUUCCGUUCCCAUGGUGAUCUGAGGGACCUUACAUGGGUUAGGUCUGAGGGACUGCCACUCAUAAAACUCAGGAUGUCUCAUUGGCUCAGAGCGUCAAUACAACCCACCCAUACACAAAACAAACCAAUGUCAUCCCCCAUCUCAGUGAGCCUGUGUUUGUGUAUGUGGUAAGAAAUACUUUUUAUCAUCAUUUAACCCCUUAAACCCUUCACUGAUUCUUAUAGAAAUCCUCAGCAUGUGUGGGUGUGUGUGUGUGUGUGUUUAUUCCUGUUUUACAGUCUUCGGGUCCUCAAUAUCAAAACAAGGAAAAUCAUAUAAAGUGAGGACAUAUGGCUGGUCCUCACUUUGACAGGCAUUUCUGGCUUAGGGUUAAGUUUAGGGUUAGGGAUUGAAUUACACUUAGAGUUAGGGUUAAUUUUUUGAUGGUCCAAUCCUGGACAAAAAAUAUCUCGUUUAAAAGAUAAUCUCUAUUAAGAAUCUCAUAAAGAUUAGGAUAUUCAGAUUAAGGUUAGAUUUUUUAAAAUUAUUAUAGUAAAUUGCUGGUCCUCAAUUUGACCAUAAAACCCAAAAUGUUCAUUGUUUGUGUCCGUUUGCAUGCUGUGAAAUAAUACUGUCAUCAAGCUUGCCUUUGCCAUUCCAAAAACCACUAAUGCAGCAAUUCCCUUUAAACAGUGUUUUAGUGUAGCAGUACUCUAACUGAGGAUGAAAGACUUGGACUACACGGUGCUUUGGAAAAUACAUCAAUAGAUCAAUUACAUAUCGCAAUUUUUGGUAAUGACGUUUCUGACACUAGUCCUGAAAGAGAUUAAUAAAUGUGAGCACCAUGAUUUGAAAUCAAACAACUGAAAUAUAAGAUAACAAAACCUCUAAAAAAAAACUGAUACAUGAAAGGAGUCUGAAAACAAAUUCAACUCAGGGGAACCAUUACUGCUGUGCCUUCAUCUAUUACCUUUCACCUCCUGUGCUCUGAUUGGCCGUCCGGUCAGGGCAGCUCCUCCCAUAAUGUCCAGUGUCAUGAGUUAAUCCAGGGUAGAGCCUGAGCCAUAGCUCCGCCGGACAUUAUGGUUCUUAUGUAGACGACAUGGUGACAUUUACGUCGUGGUCCUACACAUAACAAUUCACGUCAACGCAUGACGUCAGCUGUGUUUUUUCUAGAAUUAGUCUUAGAUUGCCGUUUUAUUUUAAUACAUUGUCCUGUGCAUCAAUGGAUCAUGGUGGAUAAGAUAAAGGUUUGGGGCAUCAGACACUAACUGUUUGGCAGCUCAGUUAACAGUGAACAGAGUGUAUUUUCUCUUUGCCUCAGUAUGUUAAUUCUCCUCAUCUUUGGCAAGGUCAGGGUUUUAAAGUGAAAUCACAGAGUCAUGGGAAAGGCUAGACCCUGUUGCAUCUCAUGUCAAUGUGGCCUGUUUGUUUUAGACGAUUGGAGGGUUUGACUAUUUUCUAGUUGGAGGGUCACUUAGCGUCACUGUCUCUUUGCUGUCAUUACAGAUGGGAGUUAUUUGUGGCCGGGGCAAGGUUGUGUUAUCCCUGAUGCAGUGAUGUGUGUCCCAUUGUUCUCUGUCCCCCCCAGUCUGGCUGCACGGCGCCGAGGGUGACCCCCUGGUGACGUGUGACGGGCACCUUGGUUACGGGCGUCAAACACACACACAGCUGUCACACACACAUACACACACACACACUCUCUCUGUCUCUCCGUUUCAUUUUCUGUCUCCUUUCUCAUACCCUCUCUCUGCCAUCGCUGUCCAUUUCUAUCCCCCUUCCCCCUCUCUCUCCCCCCGUCCCCUGUCCCUCCCCCCUUCUCAACCCUCCCCAUGCAGUUAUUAACGGACGGCUGUGUAGAGCAAUGGGAGAUGUGUAGUAUCUCUUUCGUCCUUUCCUUCUUUGUUUCUUUAAUUUUACUAGUCUUUCCAUCCCUGAAGGUCAGGUUUCGGAGGUGAACUGACCCACAAAGUUUGAGUGCUUUCCGUAACAGGUGGCUGAUGUAGCAAGUGGUGCCACUGCCCUCUGACUGGAUCAAUGUCUAACAGUUUAUCCCGGGCAAACCAAUGGAGAUGAAUGUCCCUGGCCAAAUGCAGGGAAUCGUUUUUAGUCCCUGUCCAUAAUCCCUUCAGCUGCUUGAGGUAGAAGAUUGUGCCUUCUGCUCUGUGUUGUUGGAUCAUUUCAUGUCCUUGGUAAUGUAAACACUGAGGGACAGGAGGACAGGUAGGGGCAGAGCAUUUAUCCCUGGGGGGGCCCAUGUGGUGGAGGUCAUAUUGUCUGUCCUGACCACCUGGGGUUGGUCCUUUAGGAGGUCGAUGAUCCACUUUUCGCAGACGUCUCAGCGUCCUGACACGCUAGGAGAAUGCUGGUGUUAAAAUCUGAGCCGUAGUCAAUAAACCUGCAGGUGUUUGUCGUGUCCAGUUGAGUUGUAAUGUGCAGUUCAGUGGCUGUUUGGGUAAUCUACGGCUCUGUUUAGGUAAUCUAUGGCUCUGUUUGGGUCAUCUAUGGCUCUGUUUGGGUCAUCUAUGGCUCUGUUUGGGUAAUCUAUGGCUCUGUUUGGGUAAUCUAUGGCUCUGUUUAGGUAAUCUAUGGCUCUGUUUAGGUAAUCUAUGGCUCUGUUUAGGUAAUCUACGGCUCUGUUUAGGUAAUCUACGGCUCAGUUUGGGUAAUCCAUGGCUCUGUUUGGGUCAUCCAUGUCUCUGUUUGGGCCAUCCAUGUCUCUGUUUGGGUCCUCUAUAUUUGGGCACUAGGCAAACUGCAAUGGGUCCAGAGUGAUGGUCUGAUGGAGGUUUGUGCUUCUUAGCAAGCCUCUCAAAGCAUUUCUCAUUCUGUGUGCGUGCAUGUUUUUGGUUGUGUGUGUGACAUUCCUACUCUGUGUGUGUGUGUGUCAGAGAUUUCUGGGUGAGCUUUUCUCUAAAGAUAGACAUUGGAACAUCUGUCAGACUAUGGCAGUAGUGAGGUGGUAUGUAACAGUAUGAAUAUUUCCACUGUGGUGGCCCCAUCCUUUUUCACCCCAGUUUCCUCUUGACAGAGGCUGAGAGCCACCGCCUCACCACCCACUGGGCUUCUGGUGAACGUCUAGAAACUUCCGGCCUUGCAUAGAGAACUAGGAGGCAACAGUAGUCUGUUGUAAAAGUCUCAUUGGAAAGCCAGAGAGUAAUCUUUACAGAUUAGAUAGAGCUGGGAGAGGAGAGUUUGGCUGUGUUUAACCCAUAUUACACUCUGCUGCUGCCGCAGUGCUUAAUUAAAACUACCCACAAUUCCCUGUGUGCUGGGUGGAGAGUUGACACCAAGGUAAGGUCCUGGCUCCAGUGAGAACGCACACACACAAAAACACAUAGGAACAUCUAAACACAUUAAUGCAUCUAAAAAUACAAAGACAUGUAAACACAUUAAAACAUAUUUGCAUACACAUAGGUUUAAUUUCCUUCCACUCAUAUACAAUACAUAAAGGAUGAAAUGCAACAGCUUUAAAUGUGAAAUGUUGCAACAUAGCAAGAACAAUCUGUCAUCUCCUGCUGUUCAUCACUGCAGCAAACAAACCAUGAAACCUAGACUGUAAGGAACCAGUCACCUUUUCCUGUUGCUUUCCUUCUGCUAACUGUGACUCUCCAUCUCUAACAAUACUCAGUAUACACUCUCCUCAUCCUCAUCACCAGUUUUAAAUUUAUUUGACUCUCAUUUCCAGAUUUUUGCUCUUUCAUUAGACUGAAUGUACUGUAGUAAUCUCAAUAUUGACAAUUCAUUUAAAAACUGAACUGAACGUUGUUUACUGCACCUGGCAUCAUUGGAAGUUCUUAUUAAAACGUCCUUAAUGUUCUUUGCAAAAAAAACUA